This is a messenger RNA of Papilio polytes (common Mormon), 621 nucleotides long. It is a transcript of the gene CPR23, whose product is annotated as endocuticle structural glycoprotein ABD-5-like. The transcript is spliced from 3 exons. Lineage: Eukaryota; Metazoa; Arthropoda; Insecta; Lepidoptera; Papilionidae. The record is from RefSeq and is a predicted model, not a curated record. Gene Ontology annotation, molecular function: structural constituent of chitin-based larval cuticle. The coding region runs from base 43 to 351 and encodes 102 amino acids. Gene Ontology annotation, cellular component: chitin-based extracellular matrix.
ACUCAUUCGUUAGUUUGAACUCAACACGGAUAACCGAGCAACAUGCUUAAAUACGUGACAAUGGUAUGUCUGUUGGCCGCGCUUUGUUCAGCGGCGCCGCAGCAAGACGUACAAAUACUGCGGUUCGACAACGACGUCAAUGUGGACGGAUACAGUUUUGCAUAUGAAACCAGCGAUGGUACAUCGAGACAGGAGGAAGGCAAACUAGACAACCCGCAAUCUGAAAACGCCGCCCUUACAGUCACCGGUCAAUACGCAUUCGUUGCCCCUGACGGCAAACACUACACUGUCACAUUCACCGCUGGACCUAACGGCUACCAACCCAAGACGUCACUCGGACAAAAGAAAUAGACAUAAGAAGCCGGCACUUUCAGCCAAUUGUAUAUAUCCGUUUAAUUACAAAUGAAAAAAAAAUGUUAAGGUUUCCACCGCAGUAAUAUUUGUCAUCCUUCAUAUUUCGGAAACCCACAGUAAUGAAAUAACUCGAAUUAAGCUCUCGAUCUCAGUUAUUUCUAAAUAACAUUGAGCACAGUAUCGGGGUUGUAACAUCUAAAUUGUGCCAUAAUGAUUUUCUACUUUUAUAUCUACGCUUUUUAAAUAAAAGAUUAAUUAAACAUUGUA